AUGGUUGCAGCAGAAGCGGCAGCAACGCAUACAGGGGAGAGGGAGGAAGAGGAGGAAGGGGAGGAGAAAGAGCAGGAGCAGUCACUUGCAGUAGCAGUUGUGAGCGCUAAGCCCUCAGCAGAAGACGCGGCACUGGUUCGGGCCAUGGCGCCCAAUGCCGAUCUGAAGAGAAUUCUGGGUGCCGGUUGCAUUGCCAGGGUCUAUGAGGGAACUCUGGUUGGCCGGCCCGUCGCCAUCAAGAUUCGCCGCGACAAUGUAGAGGAGUUCCUGCAAUUGGACUUCCAGUUCUUGAGGUUUGCCGCUAGUCUAGCAGAGACGUUAUGGCCCAACCUCAAAUGGUUGAUGCUGCAGAGCGCUCUCCAGGAUUUCAAGCAGUAUAUGCUGAGCCAGGUGGAUUUCCGGCAUGAGGCCAGCAACCUCCGGCGCUUUGCCGAGAAUUUCCAUCACAGCGCGGCGCAGGUUCCUAAGGUCUUUGCCGCCAGCGAACAGGUUUUGAUCAUGGAAGGGCAGUCAUUGUCCACCUUCUUGCAGCAGGAGACAGACCCGGUGCUCCGGAAGAAGGUUUGGUCCAUGCUCUCCGAUCAGGCGGCUAAGAUGGUUCUGGUUGAUAACUUCUUACAUGCCGACCUUCAUCCAGGCAACAUCUUGGUGACCAUGGAGCGUGGGCGGCUGGGGUCUGUUGUUCCCAAGCUUACCUUCAUUGAUGCAGGCAUGGCCCUUGAGCUCCCGAAGGCUUUGGUCGGCCAGCUUAGCCUGGCCAUGCAUGGGGCGCUCAACAACAAUGCGGAUCAACUGGGUCAGGCGUUGGUUGACCUACACUGCGCCGAGGGCCUCUGUGUGGACCCUAGCCCAUCCCUGCCACAUCGCUUGGGAGUGCUGGGACUUUGUUGCGUUUUCACCUGUGACGAACCUCUUUGGAGCCAGCUGUUCAAGACACGCGCAGACUAUAUUGGGGCUCGGACCCCUGAGUACUUCCAUCGGAUGGCGGCGAUCAUGACAGAGCACGAAGUUCGAGUGAGCCCCGUGCUGUGGUCGUUGCUUACCAGCUUUGCACUCGUCGAAGGAUCACUUCAUGAGCUGGGCUUCAAGACCAACGUGAUGCGAGCUUGUCUUCCAUACCUGAUGUCCAACCCUGUAGAUAUUCUACGCCGUGCUUUAGCCGGCGUGCAGUGCACUUUCUCAGAGAUGCUGAAUGUCUAA
This is a messenger RNA of Symbiodinium pilosum, 1200 nucleotides long. Lineage: Eukaryota; Dinophyceae; Suessiales; Symbiodiniaceae. The record is from the annotation of a GenBank genome assembly.